Messenger RNA from Dipodomys ordii (Ord's kangaroo rat), 2334 nucleotides. RefSeq names its product lipopolysaccharide-induced TNF factor (gene Litaf). Gene Ontology annotation, molecular function: zinc ion binding. NCBI's taxonomy places the organism in Eukaryota, Metazoa, Chordata, Mammalia, Rodentia, Heteromyidae. Gene Ontology annotation, biological process: regulation of cytokine production. The transcript has 5 exons. The record is from RefSeq and is a predicted model, not a curated record. The coding region runs from base 219 to 680 and encodes 153 amino acids.
CUCCUGGUUGACAGGCGCCGGGGCUGGAUUUAUACUCCUGCUAUAUUUGAACCUGACCUCAAACUUUCGGUCAUCUUAUCUUUGAUUUGUGGGACUUUUGGCCUGAGAGAAACGCCCUGAAUUCCAAAGUUGGAAGUUGAAAUAUUCCUCUGAAGAAAAAAUUUUUUUUUGGGGGGGGUCCUCAGGAGCUUCUGGUAACAAGUUGUUUUUCAUGUAAAAUGUCGGUUCCUGGACCUUACCAGGCGGCGGCGGCAGCAGCGCCAUCCAUGCCCACCGCACCCUCGUCCUAUGAAAAGAUGGCCCCAGCACCCAUGCCGGGGCCUGCCACGGGGCUGAUGGCAGGCCCAGACGGGAAAGGUGUGACCCCACCUUCAUAUUACACCCAGCCGGGGCCUGCGCCCAACCCCAACGCAAUUGCAGUGCAGACGGUGUAUGUGCAGCAGCCCAUCUCCUUCUUCGACCGCCCCAUCCAGAUGUGCUGCCCCUCCUGCAACAAGAUGAUCGUCACCAAGCUGUCCUACAACGCCGGCGCCCUCACCUGGCUGUCCUGCGGGAGCCUCUUCCUGCUGGGGUGCGUGGCAGGUUGCUGCUUCAUCCCCUUCUGUGUGGACGCCCUGCAGGAUGUGGACCACCACUGCCCCAACUGCAAAGCCCUGCUGGGCUCCUACAAGCGCUUGUAGGCCCAGGCCAGGCUCCUGUCCCCCGCCCAGCGGGGAGGCCCCGUGUCUCCUCUCUGCAGGGACUCCACCUCUGUGUCUUUUUUGGGGGGCAGUGGAGUUGUAAAACCAACAACCUCCAAACCCCAGAAAUGGCUGCUGGAAGUCAUAUCUGGGACUUGCAGAGACCAUGACCUUGACAGCAGGUUCAAGUUCACCACCGCCCCUGGAGAUUCCCUCCUAAGAUGGCCGCCUUAUUUACAUACCCACAUUUGCAUACCCUCAUCUGCAUGUCUUCAUCUGCAUACCCUCCAGGACCCGCUGUCUGCUGGCUUCUCCAGCCUCAGUGGGCCUUUCUGGUGUUGCCUUUGACACAGCAGCCAUUGCCUUAUUUCUUAGACUGUUCUGUCUGAGUAUGGCCGCACCACCACAGAAUCUGGCCUUACUGAGUUUUGGGGCUGGGCUCUCAGAAUGAGUAACUGCAGACUUUAGUGAUCUAACUCAUUUGAAUUUCUUAUUUUUUUUUAAUGUAUGGAAAGGGAUAUUAAUACCAGGUGUGCACCACCGAGGCCAUAAAGGCAAAAGGCAAAAGGAGAGAAAGAAAGCUUCAUUUUGUCAUAAUUCUUCUGAUGUUCUUGUUUGCCAAGACCCGAAGGGAUUUUGGACUCGGAGAUCUCCACCACUCUGACCAAUAUUUGGUUUUGGAAGCUUGCAACCACCUGACAGGCUCCUAUCCCCAUAUCUGCUAGUUCACAUUCUCUCUCUCUCUCUCUCCCCCCUCCCCCCUCCCCUCUCUCUCGCGUGAGACUGGGUCUCACUAUGUUUCUAGGCUGGGCCUGGAACUCUUGAGUUGAAGCAAUCCUCAUGAAUAGCCAGAUCACAGGACUAUAGGCAUCUGCUACUUACCUGGUUGUUGUUGUUGUUUUUCUUUUCUUUUUCUUUGACACAGAAAAAGAAAUGAGUAGUGGCCUUUCCGUGAGUGUUCUUGAAAACUUCUUAGCUGAGUACUGGUAGCUCAUGCCAACAUUCCUAGCUAUUCAGGAAGCUGAGAUAAGAUUGUGGUUCGAAGCCAGCUCAGGCAGGAAAGUCCAUCAGACUCUUCUCUCCAACUAACCACCAAAAGAGAUAGAAGUACAGCGGUGGUUCAAGCCCUAGACCUCUAGCCUUGUACAAACAAGCUCAAGGACAGUGAGUGCCCAGGCCUUGAGUUCAGGCCCCAGGACCAGCGCGCGUGCACACACACACACACAUACACACACCCCUCUCUUCUGUGCACGGAUCCGUUUGGGUGGGACUGUGAGGUCCUCUCAUUUUGGGUCAUCUGACAUCUUCCCUGGUUUGGCCACAGUCCCAAAGGACACUCAAGUCCGCUAUGAUUCCCCAGAGGCGCAGCUGUGGGGUGACAGCGGAGGACCCCCAGGUCCCUGAUUGCCAGAACCCCAGUGGAGGCCGAGUGCGCUGCGGCCGUCUGUGCACUGGAGCUGCAGCCAGGCUCCACGGAAGCCUCAGACCUUGAACUCCAGCCGUGCCAUCGGCGGCUGUCGGUCAGCUACGGCCCUGGAUGGAGAGAUGGCCCCUGUGUUAGGAACAUGCCCGUGGGAUUUCUGAAUUCUGGACACCACGUGGUACUUUGGUGUGAUCUGCUUUCCAAAAAUAAAGACCUUGGUUCAUUCGGUGA